AUGUUUAAAAUUAAAUCAUUUAGCGAUGACUUAAACAAUGAUGUCUAUGAAUCGCAUGUGUCGACAGUUCCGGCCACAAGAUUGGAUGUGCUGUCAGUUAAAGACAAAUUGGACACUAGUUUACAUGAGUUCAGAGCCCGUGAAACUGGUAUUUGUCCCGUUAGGCGAUAUUUGUAUGACCAGUGUUUCGAUGAAAUUAUAAGACAAGUAACUGUCGAGAGUAUAGACCGGGGAUUACUAUUGUAUGGGAUUCGCAAUGAACUGAAAAUGACAUUAAUGUCUACAGAUUUGCUAAGAGAUAGUGCCGUAGGUUUCGGUUUGAGGACUGCUUUGCGAUACAAUUUCAAUGAUAUUCAAUGCAAACAUGAGUCAGACAAACUGAAAGAGGAAAAUGAGUUAUUGAGGAAUCAAUUGUCAAUAAUGGAGAAACAAUUAGCAGUUAUUGGUGAAGAAAAAGACAAAAUAUUAGAUGAAUUGGAUGCCAAUCAUCGUAAAGAAGUUAAACAAUUGAAUUCAAUUAUUACUAAUCAAAGAUUGCUUAGGAUAGUCUAA
This is a messenger RNA of Oppia nitens, 552 nucleotides long. RefSeq names its product 33 kDa inner dynein arm light chain, axonemal-like (gene Dnali1). Gene Ontology annotation, cellular component: axoneme; filopodium. NCBI's taxonomy places the organism in Eukaryota, Metazoa, Arthropoda, Arachnida, Sarcoptiformes, Oppiidae. The record is from RefSeq and is a predicted model, not a curated record. Bases 1 to 552 code for a protein of 183 amino acids. Gene Ontology annotation, molecular function: dynein heavy chain binding. The transcript is spliced from 5 exons.